AUGUUCAUAUUCCUAUACCUACCUUCAGGAAAUGAACAACCGCAUUCAGAAAUGGAAAGAGAUACAUUAACACAAUUUCAAACUCAAUAUAUGAAUUCCCUAAAAACGCUAAAUGAUUCGCAGUAUGAUCUAGGGUAUGGUAAUAUUACUGGUUAUCAAUUAUCAUAUGAUGAUUAUUUACAAGGUAAAUCCGUAAAAGAUUGGCCAAUUCAUAAAUUCAGUAAAGAACAUCCUUGGAAAGAAGAUCAAAGAGAUUCUAUAUUGCCUAAUGUAAUAAGUGAUAAUGUAAAACAAUUUUGGGGAAAUGAUGAAGUUAAAUUGAAUGAAAAUGCAUACUUGUUAAACAUAUCAGGUAGAGCAAAUGGUGAAUUUAUAAUAAUGAAAAAUCAAAAGAUAGAACCUGUAAAUCUAACUAUACCUGAAUAUUUGAGAAAUUAUUAUAAUUCUAGAACAACGAAUGAUGGGAGUGAAUAUGAUGGAAGAUUAUCAACAACACCAGAACAAAAAGAUGAACCACCUAAAAAUGAUUUGGAAGGAUCAUCAGAUAAAAUUGGAAAUAUUACUCAACCAGGUUUAAUAUCAAUUGAAGUUUCCAAUUACCAAUAUAAUUUCAACGAAGUAGAUUUCAAAAUAAUAAAUCAAAAUGAUAAAAUAUCAAAUGCAAUAGUAGUGAAAAUGGAAUUAAAUUUAAAAGAUUAUAAAGAAAUUGAAGAUCAUAGAAUUGGAUUAAGUGGUGUAUAUUUUCAAGAUAUUGGAUCAAUAAUAGCAACAUCAAAUUCUGCUAAAUUUUUAGGAUCAUAUGGAUUAAGUCAUAUGACAAUGGAUAACAAAAAUUUUGAAAUUGCUAAAAAAUUAAUGACUCAAUAUAAUAAUAUGAGAGAUGAUAAAGAUAUUAAUCUUGAUGAUAUGAAUAACUCAAUUUUUAAAUCUAUUGAUCAAUGUGAAAUGAUUAUUUUUAUACAAUUAAACAAGACUGAGUAUAAUCAUGAUGAAUUAAGAUAUAUUGAUACUGAAUUAAAAAACCCUACUGGUAGACCAUUACCUAAAAAAAUUCCAGAUUUAUCAAUAAAAGAAUUUUUAAUUUAUUCACCAGAUUGUGGGAUAAAUUUAAUAAAUAAACCAAAUACAGAAUUUAUAGGUGAAAGAAGUGAAGUUUAUAAAAAUCAAAUUAGAAAAGUUUUAACUGGAUUAUUAGUACUUGUUACUAUACAAUUAUAUUUAAUUUUCAAUCAAGUUAAUGAAGCAAGAACUCCUGGUCAAUUAUCAGUUAUAUCAUGUAAAACAUUAUAUUUCUUUGGUUUUCAAGAUUCCCUUUUAGCAUUAAUUUCAUUAUUAUUAUCUACAGUUGCAACUGAUUUAUAUUUAAUUUUAGCAUGUAUAGCAACAAUUGCAUUUAUAUCAUGUGGUGUUUUUGAAAUUAGAUUUAUGGUUAGUGUAUUAACUACACAAGCUAAUGAAAGAGGUACAACAUGGUGGGAAAUAAUGAGAGGUUCAAGUCAAGAAAAUGUUUUGGAAACUACACCAGAACCAAUUCAAGAAAAUCCAGAAGGACCAAUAUUACCAAUAUCUAAUCCAGCAGCACCACCACAACCAACAGAAACUACUACGAAUGAACCAAUACCCAAUCAAGCAUGGCAAGAAACUUCUUAUAGUAAUUCAAUUUUUGCAUCAGGUUUUACAUUAUCAAUAAUUUCAAUGUUUUUAAUAUUUUCAGCAACUCAAUGGAGAGUUAAAUACAGAAUAAUAUUUGAAUAUAUUUCAUUAAUAAUUAUAAAUUCAUAUUGGAUACCACAAUUUUUAAGAAAUACUUUAAAAAAUAGAAGUAAAUCAUUUACAUGGAAAUUUAUUUUUGGUACAAAUAUUAUUAAAAUUAUUCCCAUAUAUUAUUUUACAUUAUUUAAAUCAAAUCCAGCAAGACAUAGAUAUGAUCCAAUAUUAUGUAUUUUAAUUACUAUAUGGUUAAGUUUACAAAUUUUAUUAUUAGUAUUACAAAAUUAUUUUGGUGCAAGAUUUUGGAUUAAUGAGAAAUGGUUACCAAAAGCUUAUGAUUAUCAACCAAUAUUAACAAUAAGAGAUUUAGAAGAAGGUCAUAUAUCAAGUGAUUUAUUAGCAAGUUUUAAACAAAAAACUUCCACUACAACAAUAGACUCAACAACAUCAUCAACAACUACCCCAUCAUCAACUCCUUCCAAAUCAAAUCAAGAAUUUAUAGAUUGUGAAUGUACUUGUCCAAUAUGUAUGACAGAUGUUACAAUUCCAAUAUUAAUAAAAGAUGAAGAACCAAAACAAAAAGAUAAACCCAACAAUCAUCACAAUCAUAUACAUAAUAAAAUACAUAAAGAUUAUAUGAUAACUCCAUGUCAUCAUAUUUUCCAUAUUGAUUGUCUUGAAAAUUGGAUGAAAUAUAAAUUACAAUGUCCUGUUUGUAGAACAAGUUUACCACCUAUAUAA
Messenger RNA from Lodderomyces jiufengensis, 2451 nucleotides. RefSeq names its product ubiquitin-protein ligase. Lineage: Eukaryota; Fungi; Ascomycota; Pichiomycetes; Serinales; Debaryomycetaceae. Bases 1 to 2451 code for a protein of 816 amino acids. The transcript has a single exon. The record is from RefSeq and is a predicted model, not a curated record.